AUGUUCACGGGGGUUUUCGAACACGAAAUCAAACACGAUCCUGAACCAGAAGAUGAGGGCACAGUUAGAGUCAAUGCAAGGAUCUUCGGAGGAGACGACGAAAUCUUGACAUGCACGAGAAAGUCGUCCGUUGACGAAUUCAUCAACGGUGAACGCAACGAGUGUCAAAGCAAACUGGACUUGGAUUAUUUCUUAAACCUUUCAGGGAUCAGCGACUACGAUAUUGCACAUGCCAUGCAUCACUUAGUUCGCUAUGUUGCUAAAAUAACUUCUUCAGAAAGUGAUGGGUAUUCUCCGGGGUGUGCUUUACAAGUGACGUUGGAUCUUAUUUUUUACGAUGAGCCUCAAACUUUAGAGGAUGUUCAAGUCUCGCGUGGACACAAAAUCAAACACGAUCCUGAACCAGAAGAUGCGGGCACAGUCAGAGUCAAUGCGAGGAUCUUCGACCAAGAUCAUCACUCGUCAUUCACGACUUUAUCGUUUGCCGACGAGUUCAUCAAUGGAGACGAGUGUGGGAGCAGACUAGACUUGAUUAAUUUCUUGCGGGAAGCAGGAAUGAGCGACCACGAGGUUUUAUAUGCGAUGUACAAAUUAAUCCCCUAUGUUGCUCAAGUAACUUCUUCCAAAAGUAAUGGCUAUUCUCGAGGGUGUGCUUUAGAAGUGUGGUUGGAUCUUCUUCUUCUAGAGCCUCGAUCAUAUCAAUUAUGA
This is a messenger RNA of Camelina sativa (false flax), 708 nucleotides long. RefSeq lists its product as uncharacterized. NCBI's taxonomy places the organism in Eukaryota, Viridiplantae, Streptophyta, Magnoliopsida, Brassicales, Brassicaceae. The record is from RefSeq and is a predicted model, not a curated record.